Pomacea canaliculata is the source of this 1130-nucleotide messenger RNA. RefSeq lists its product as uncharacterized. NCBI's taxonomy places the organism in Eukaryota, Metazoa, Mollusca, Gastropoda, Architaenioglossa, Ampullariidae. The transcript has 3 exons. The record is from RefSeq and is a predicted model, not a curated record. Bases 345 to 1103 code for a protein of 252 amino acids.
CUCUGAAGGCCAUGACAGUUCCAUCGUUUACUGAUGACUGUUUCUUAGCUACAGCCAGUAGUCUAUCAACCCUGAAGCCAAGUUCUAUUAUGCUCAGAUUGACAUGGUUAGAACUGUUGCAUAUAGGCCUAUUCUCACGCUGCAAUGUACCGCACUUGGCAGGGUUAGUAGGCCAUGGUAGGAUCUUUCCGAGUUUUGCACACGGCUGGGUGGGGGCUUACCAUCAAGGUUUUCGCGGAUAGGACGCGAUUCUAUUUUCUUGCAGAGCAUGACCUACAUUACAUGGCUGUAGCCAAUCGGAAUGCUAGAACACAGUAGGCUCCCUUUUACCUCCAAAUUAGAAAAUGGCAAUGUGGACGGAGCAGAGGUGCAUGGAUUUGAUUGUAAUGUGGGAGAACUACCCGUGUCUGUUCGACACUUCCAGUGCGGACUAUGUAAACCGGGAUAAGGCCAAAAUUGCCUUCAUUGAAAUUGCUCGUGCUCUGGGCAAUGGAAUAACAGAAGACGAAGUGAAGCAGAAAAUGCGCUCACUUCGCAAUUCAUUUUUUCAGCAGUUAUCUGCAUACAAUGCACGCUGUAGAAGUGGUGCUUCUGCACAACAUGUGGCAGAGCCAACAUGGCACUUCUGGAAGGCGUUGUGUUUCCUCAGACCCUUCAUAAAAUUGAGAAAGGGUCAAGACAACUUGAGCUCUACUUCAGCAAACUGCUCACAAUCCUCAGCAGAACUCCUUGUUCCAGAAGAAGAUACAGGAGAUAUUAGUGUUCUCCUCACUUCCGUGGGGGCUUUCACAGAAAAAACAGCUGAAGCACCUGCUGCCCCACCCUCAUCCAAUGUGUACCAACAAGCACCACCAUCAAAGGCACCAGACUGUGCAAAAAGGAGGAGGAGGGCAGACAACUUAGACACCCCCAGUCCAGCUCAUCAGGCUGUGGAUAUUCUAAAAAAUUUGCAAAAGACUGGAAAGGCAACUCCAAAUGAAAUGUUCUAUCAAAUGGUAGCUGGUAUGACAGAGAAGUUUCCCGAACACGUGCAGGAUCAACUACACCGUGAUAUAUUUAACAUGGUACAGGAGGUAAAACUAACAUUGCAGAAUAAAAAUUGAUUUGAAAAAUAAACUUCAAGUAUCCCA